Penicillium argentinense is the source of this 621-nucleotide messenger RNA. RefSeq lists its product as uncharacterized. The transcript has a single exon. Lineage: Eukaryota; Fungi; Ascomycota; Eurotiomycetes; Eurotiales; Aspergillaceae. The record is from RefSeq and is a predicted model, not a curated record. The coding region runs from base 1 to 621 and encodes 206 amino acids.
AUGCAAGCAAAGACACUCGCUGCUCUCCUCUUCGCCAGCCUGGCCACGGCAGCCCCACAAGAUUCCGACGCCACUUUGGUAGGAACAAACACCGGUGACUCUGGCGAUGCGGUGCUAGGCAUCCCGACCAAGGUUGCGAGCGAGUUGUACUCGGCUCUGCCCACCUCCGACCAGAAUGAGCUGAGGACCAACCCGGCCGCCAUCUCCUCUAUCUGGAACGAAUACGCAACCAACACCGAGUGGCUCUCCAGCCUGCCCUCGGAUGCGCAGAGCUGGGCCAGCGACGCUAAGUCCUCGGCAUCGGAGUGGCUCUCUUCUUCUGGCUUGGGAACUGCCUCGGCCACGACCACCUCUACCGAUACCACGACCUUGAUAGGCUCUUCUGCCACAUCUACCAACCCUAGCUCCAGCUCCGGUUCUAGCUCUGGCUCCAGCUCCGGUAGCUCCACCGCGAGCACCACGGACUCGUCUGAGAGUGGUUCUUCUACUACUGCCAGCGAGAGUGCUAGCGGUACUGGUGGUAGCGAGACCUCGACCGCAGGCGCCCCGGCCGCUACUGGUGGUAUCGCGUUCAGCCUGGCCGGAGCUGCUGGUGUUCUGGGUAUCGCUCUUGCGCUGUAA